GUACUUCACCGGAUCCCCCUUUUGGGGAAGAUAAACAGAACUAUUAUUUAAAAGAAAAACGUUACAUUAAUAUGUUAAGUAAAUAUUCACAAUUACACACCAAUUUUCCACGUAAUGAAUGAUGCUUUGGUAUAUGAUUGAAGGUGCUCAGAGACUGUCAAUGGAGCGAACAAGAAGCAUCCAUCCUCGUCCCCGGAGACAUAAUAACCGUCAAGCUCGGCGACAUCAUCCCCGCCGACGCACGUCUACUCGACGGCGAUCCUCUCAAGAUCGACCAAUCCUCCCUCACCGGCGAAUCAAUCCCCGUCACCAAAUCCCCCGGCGAUGAAAUCUUCUCCGGCUCCACCUGCAACCAAGGCGAGAUCCAAGCGAUCGUCGUCGCCACGGGAGUCCACACGUUCUUCGGCAAAGCCGCUCACCUCGUCGACACCGCGAACCAAACCGGACAUUUCCAGCGAGUCAUCACCUCCAUCGGCAACUUCUGCAUCGCCUCGAUCGCGUUAGGGAUCCUCGUCGAGCUCCUCGUGAUGUAUCCGAUCCAACGACGUAACUACCGCGACGGAAUCGAUAACCUCCUCGUUCUGCUCAUCGGAGGCGUUCCGAUCGCUAUGCCUAGCGUGUUGUCAGUUACGAUGGCGAUCGGAUCUCAUAGAUUGUCUCUGCAAGGGGCCGUGACGAAGAGGAUGACUGCGAUCGAGGAGAUGGCUGGUAUGGAUGUUUUGUGUAGCGAUAAGACUGGGACUCUCACGUUGAAUAAGCUUAGCGUUGAUAGGAACUUAGUUGAGGUUUUCGCCAAGGGAGUUGAUAGAGAACAUGUUAUACUCUUGGCUGCUAGAGCCUCUAGGGUUGAGAAUCAAGAUUCGAUUGAUGCAGCUGUUGUUGGAAUGCUUGGUGAUCCUAAGGAGGCUCGAGCUGGUGUGAGGGAAGUUCAUUUUAUGCCGUUUAAUCCGGUGGAUAAGAGGACUGCUUUGACGUAUGUUGAGUCUGAUGGAAGUUGGUUCCGAGCUAGCAAAGGAGAUACAGAGCAGAUACUGAACCUAUGUAGUUGCGAGGAGGAUGUUAAGAGGAAAGCUCAUGGAGUGAUUGAUAAGUUUGCUGAGCGUGGACUUCGAUCUUUAGCUGUUGCAAGACAGGAAGUUCCUGAGAAGAAGAAAGAUGCUUCUGGUGGCCCAUGGCAACUUGUGGGUCUUUUACCUUUGUUUGAUCCUCCGAGGCAUGACAGUGCCGAGACAAUCAGGAGGGCUUUAAACCUUGGUGUUAAUGUUAAGAUGAUAACCGGGGACCAACUUGCAAUUGGAAAAGAAACUGGUCGCAGGCUUGGAAUGGGUACAAACAUGUACCCUUCUUCUGCGCUGCUCGGACAAGAGAAAGAUUCUUCCUUGGGUGCACUUCCUGUUGAUGAACUGAUCGAGAAAGCUGAUGGAUUUGCAGAAGUCUUUCCAGAGCAUAAGUAUGAGAUUGUGAGUAGGCUGCAACAAAGGAACCAUAUAUGUGGUAUGACUGGAGAUGGUGUGAAUGAUGCAUCAGCUCUCAAAAGGGCGGAUAUUGGUAUAGCUGUUGCUGGUGCUACUGAUGCUGCCAGAGGCGCUUCUGAUAUCGUUCUCACAGAACCUGGACUGAGCGUUAUCAUCAGUGCAGUGCUCACCAGUAGAGCCAUAUUCCAAAGAAUGAAAAACUACACUAUUUAUGCGGUUUCAAACACGAUACGUAUUGUGUUUGGCUUCAUGUUCAUUGCGCUACUAUGGGAGUUUGAUUUCGCGCCUUUCAUGGUCCUGAUCAUAGCAAUCUUAAACGAUGGAGCAAUCAUGACAAUAUCAAAGGACAAAGUGAAGCCAUCUCCACAGCCAGAUAGCUGGAAACUCAUAGAAAUCUUCUCGACCGGAGUUGUGUUUGGAGGUUACCAGGCCUUGAUGACUGUCAUUUUCUUCUGGGCCAUGACAGACACUAAUAUUUUCUCGAACAUGUUUGGUGUGAGACCAUUGAGUCAACGUCCUGAACAAAUGAUGGCUGCUCUUUAUCUACAAGUUAGCAUCACAAGUCAGGCACUCAUAUUCGUCACCAGAUCCCGUAGCUGGUCCUACGUCGAACCCCCUGGUCUUCUCGUACUUGUUGCAUUUAUCAUAGCUCAACUGGUGGCGACACUCAUAGCUGUUUAUGCGAACUGGAGUUUUGCGCGGAUAGAAGGAGCCGGUUGGGGAUGGGCUGGAGUGAUCUGGCUAUAUAGUCUCCUAACGUAUAUUCCUCUUGACUUACUCAAGUUUGCAAUCUGCUACGUGUUGAGUGGCAAAGCUUGGUUAAACCUUCUUGAAAACAAGACUGCCUUCACGACGAAGAAAGACUAUGGUAAAGAGGAAAGAGAAGCUCAAUGGGCUGCAGCUCAAAGAACCCUCCAUGGACUUCAACCACGAGAGACAAACAACAUCUUCAAUGAGAAGAAUUGUUACAGUGAACUCUCUGAGAUUGCUGAACAGGCUAAACGCCGAGCUGAGGUUGCUAGGCUGAGAGAGCUAGACACAUUAACAGGACAAGUAGAGUCAGUGGUUAAGCUUAAAGGACUUGACAUAGACACGAUUCAGCAACAUUACACAGUCUAAGCUAGAUUGUUAAUAGCUGUGGAUAGUCAUCGACUCCCCAGAAAUGUUGCAACCAAAUUAAUCUACUUUGGUUUCUUUAGAUUUUGAUUAUUUCGAAACAAACAGACUUGGAGUUGCCUUUUUUUCUUCGAAAGAAAUUAAUUGUUAUUUUAUUUAUCUAUUUGCUGCUUCAAAUUUUCCAAUACUGG
Messenger RNA from Eruca vesicaria subsp. sativa (arugula), 2782 nucleotides. Lineage: Eukaryota; Viridiplantae; Streptophyta; Magnoliopsida; Brassicales; Brassicaceae. The record is from the annotation of a GenBank genome assembly.